This is a messenger RNA of Lathyrus oleraceus (garden pea), 2916 nucleotides long. Its product is annotated as UPF0496 protein At3g19330. The transcript is spliced from 4 exons. The record is from RefSeq and is a predicted model, not a curated record. The coding region runs from base 244 to 1638 and encodes 464 amino acids. NCBI's taxonomy places the organism in Eukaryota, Viridiplantae, Streptophyta, Magnoliopsida, Fabales, Fabaceae.
GAAUUCUUUUUGACACAUAUAAAAGGACCAAGUCUAAAUGGAGCCAAACCUAAAUGGAGGAAAGCUGAAAUCCACACAUUGACUAGUUUAGGUCGUCCAGUCUACCAAGUUCUUAGUAAACAUUCAAACAAUUCAAGUAACUUCCACUGCUGAAAGUUAAGUAUUCUCAUACAACACUCCCAACAGUGACACAAAGUAUACAACAGUUCCUCUCAAACUAAACAAGAAACAUUCACGAUAGAAAUGCUGCAAUGCCUCUCCUUCAACUCGUUGACUCCUUCCCCACGCAACCUUCCUCCUCCUCCUCUUUCUCCAUAUUCACAAGCUAACUCAACCCAAGAACAACAAACGCCAUCUUCAUCAUCAAGCCCCAAUGUCUCUCGCGAAUUCGAUCGCGCCAUUCAAGGCCCUUCCUACAACGAAAUCCGCACCAUGAUCCAAACCCCUCUUCAACCACACCACAUCGAAAUUCAACAACAAAACGAAGAUAACAACGAAGAAGAAGAAGAAGACGAAGAAUCCCACCAUCGCGAUAUCCUCACCCAAGUUCUUCAACCCGACCCCAACAGCGUCCGUGAAACCCUCGCUAACGCAAAACCCGAAAGUGCCCUUACAAACCUCGUUUCAUCUUACUUCGAUCACAGUGAAACAACCUCCCACCUUUGCCUCACCCUCGUCCGUACCAUCCACCGUGCAAGAGAAAUGUAUAACCCUCUCUCCGAUCUUCUCUCCGUCCUCCCCUCCGAUAGCUCCUCCCUCUCUCAACCGCAAUGCGACACUGCUUAUGAUCUCUUCAUCCAAUUCAACCUCCACGAAAACCCUUUUGUUUUCCCUCAUUUUAAUACCCUACGCGAUAGCUUCUCCGAUCUUAAGCACCAAAUUCAACUUGACCGUCGGAAAUGCCGUCACAGAAUCCGUCUCUUCCGUAACGCCACAGUUGGCUGCGCGGUUUGUGGCGUCGCGACUGUAUCUAUAGCUAUAGUCACUGCUGUAAUUGUUGCCACACAUGCUUCCAUUGGAUUUGCGGCAAUGGCGCCGUUUUGUAUUCCUUUUCAGAAGAGAAGAAAGAGGAAGGCGAAGGCUAGGUUGAAGCAGCUUGAUGCUGCUGAGAGUGGGACUUUUGUUGUGAAUCAUGUGAACACCAUUGAUAGUCUUGUGGAUCGUCUUCAAACUGCGGUGGAAGGCGAUAAGGCUUACGUUCGGUUUGCGUUGGAGAGGGGAAGAGAUAGGCAUCCUAUACAGGAAGUGAUCAAGCAGCUUCGCAAGACACAGCCGAUAUUUGAACAGUUGCUUAAAGAUCUUGAGCAACAUAUAUAUCUAUGCUUUUAUACGGUUAACAAAGCUAGAUAUGCACUCCUCAAAGAGAUAUCACUUCAUCAAACCGUAUACAUGGCAAUGGUAGGAAAUGUGUUCAUGAGACCCAAUCCCAAACUGAACCAAAAGGUUUCCAUCUCUGGCAAUAGGAAGAAAAACUCCAAAUUUGCUACCAACAAAAUGGAAUAUCAGAAGAAAAAAAUGAAACGUGUCCUAGCUCUUAAACAACAUGCCCUUGUACCUACUUUUUUGACAGGUUUCAUUAGGGUAAUAUUCGGUUGUCCAGCCCAACUACAUGUGUUGCCCAAGAUUUCAUAUUUCUAGAGUAGACUUGUAUAGUUGUAUUAAGGAAACUUGUGCUACACAUCUUAAGUUGAAAUUGUCUUAAUAAGCAUUUAUCCUUAUUAUCUAGUUUUGUGACACUUUUUUUUGCCGAGUUUUAUUAGUUUAGUUUUAGGCAUCAUUGUGAGCGGGAUACAUGGUCAUUUUUGGGGUCAAGUUGGUUGACAUAAAAUGAGUAGGGGCUACUUUUCAACAUCCCUUCAUUUGUAAAAAAUCAUAUGCUAUAAAUUAUCCGAGAGUAAAAUGUUUUUUUUUCUUUCUGGAUGUGUACAUCUGAUAUCCAUGAUGAGAGGUGAGGAAAGUAGGCAUGGCAAGAAAAUCCGGACCCACCCUGAUUCGUCCUGAAAAUAACAGGAAAAAUCCAAUUUAAUUGGAUGCGGGUGCCUGGAAAACCCGGUUCUUAAUUUUGGGGGCGGGGGCGGAGCGGGGAUGCUAAUACCCGCCCCAGUCUAAUAAAAUUUAUUUUAAUGCUAUUAUUGUAAUUAUUUUAUUAUUUAUUUAUUUUCUCAAGUGUAGAUAAUGAGAAAAAAAAUCUGAAAAACCCUUUAAUUUCAUCUCUUCUUCCUCUCAACACAAUGGAGUUCUUAGUCGGCGGCGGCGCGUGGUUCUUGGUUGGCUGCGGCAUAGUGUUCAUCCAAUCACCAUCUUCUCUCCUUGAUUUGCCUAGAAUUUCUUCUUCCAAUCGCUAUCCUCUCCUCGAUUUCUCAAAUCAACCUCAAGGUAAUCUGUCUCUGUUAGAGAUAGAUCUCUAUUCUUAAUUUCAUAUCUUCUAUCUGAUUUCAUGUCUUCCAGUGUUCAUGUAACUGCCACGGGAAAAAUUAAUAAACCCUUUUUGUUGCUUUCAAUUCAUUGAUAGAGAGCUUACAGAAUAAAUUGAGUUUUGGUUUAAAUUCAUAAAGAGAUCUGAUGCAUUGAAUUGAAAGUGGGAAUGUUCCAAGUCCUGUUCUAUAGAAUUAUCCUCCUGUCCAUGGAUGUCAUAGAGAUGUGAAGUUUCAUUUGAGUUUAAGUAGCAUAUGGUGGAGGGACUUGUCAAGUUUUGGUCAUUGAGGGAUCUGUAGCGCUAUUGUUGAUGUGUAUCCUAUGGAAUUUUGAAUAAAAUCUUUUGAUUAAUUCUUUCUUAUUUAUCUAUGUAUUCACAGUCAUCUAUCCUUGUGCAGAACACUUGUACAUUUGUAUUGUUGAGUUCGACGGUGUGGCAAUAGGAACUAGAAUUAUCAUUGUUUUCUAUUAGUACUUAUUCUAAUAAUAGGAACUUGUAAA